Messenger RNA from Candidozyma pseudohaemuli, 375 nucleotides. RefSeq names its product Ran GTPase-binding protein (gene NTF2). Lineage: Eukaryota; Fungi; Ascomycota; Pichiomycetes; Serinales; Metschnikowiaceae. Gene Ontology annotation, biological process: protein import into nucleus. The coding region runs from base 1 to 375 and encodes 124 amino acids. Gene Ontology annotation, cellular component: nuclear pore central transport channel. The transcript is spliced from 2 exons. The record is from RefSeq and is a predicted model, not a curated record.
AUGUCUGUCGAUUUCAACACCGUAGCCACCGAAUUCUGCAACUUCUACUACCAGCAGUUCGACAACGACAGAUCCCAAUUGGGCAACUUGUACAGAGAGCAGUCCAUGUUGACCUUCGAGACCUCGCAGUUGCAGGGCUCCAAGGACAUUGUGGAGAAGUUGGCCGGUUUGCCAUUUGCUAAAGUGGCCCACAGAAUCUCCACUUUGGACGCCCAGCCCGCCUCUCCUCAGGGCGAUAUUUUGGUCAUGGUGACUGGUGAGUUGCUUAUUGACGAGGAGCAGAACGCCCAGCGUUACUCGCAGGUGUUCCACUUGAUUCCUGAUGGAUCCUCGUACUACGUGUUCAACGACAUCUUCAGAUUGAACUACUCGUGA